Tricharina praecox is the source of this 823-nucleotide messenger RNA. Its product is annotated as trimeric LpxA-like protein. The transcript is spliced from 2 exons. Gene Ontology annotation, molecular function: acetyltransferase activity. The record is from RefSeq and is a predicted model, not a curated record. Lineage: Eukaryota; Fungi; Ascomycota; Pezizomycetes; Pezizales; Pyronemataceae. The coding region runs from base 154 to 750 and encodes 198 amino acids.
CGGAUUAAUCAAAAGCAAACUAGUUCACCCUGGGCGGAUCUGCACGGAUGCUGACACCUGUCGUCAACUGCACAGGGACCCCACAGUGAAUUCCUGUAGCAGCGGAAGUGAAAGCAACAUCGAUAUCUAUCUACAUCUCCAUACACCGCAGCAAUGACCUCCUUCUCCCACCUCAAUGACGCCGAAGAAAAGGCCAAGAUGCUCGGCGGCGAGCUCUACCAUGCCUUCGUCCCCUCGCUCGUCGCCGAGCGCGCACGCUGCAGCGCCGCCUGCCACGCUUUCAACUCGGCCAGUGGACUAUCCCGCGUCGAGCGUGCAAACAUGUGGAACGCCAUCACCAACACGCCCGCGUUUCCCGCCGACACGCCCGAAGACGCGCUCGAGAGCGAGCCCUGGGUCGAGGCGCCAGUCCACAUCGACUACGGAACGCACGUCACGUGCGGCGAGAACGUGUUCAUCAACUUCAACUGCACCAUCAUUGACACGUGCAAGGUGACCAUCGGCUCGCGCACCCUCAUCGGCCCGAACGUCUCGCUGUACACCGGGAGUCACCCGCUCGACCCCGAUGUAAGGAAGGGCACGGCCGGGCCCGAGUACGGCAAGGAGAUUCACGUUGGUGAGGAUUGUUGGAUUGGCGGGGGAGCUACGGUUCUUGCCGGAGUGACGAUCGGGAAAGGCGCGGUGGUCGGCGCCGGGAGUGUUGUUACCAAGGUGGGGGAUUCGAUUUUCGCGAGGAAGGGGGAUGAGUAAGAGGUUGUUGUGCUGAUGGCGCUGGGGGACUACAGGAUGUUCCGGAGUACGCAGUGGUCGCUGGAAACCCGGC